Molecule: messenger RNA, 3114 nt
Organism: Tetrahymena thermophila SB210
Lineage: Eukaryota; Ciliophora; Oligohymenophorea; Hymenostomatida; Tetrahymenidae
Product: zinc finger, C2H2 type family protein
Exons: 10
Source: RefSeq, a predicted model, not a curated record
CUUUAAAAAAUUUUCUUGCUUAAAGACUCUACUUGAGUAAUAAGCAAGUUUCUUAGUUUAGCUGUUAAACUUUACUAAAGUUUUUAUAGGUAACAUAUGGAAUUCAAGAGAAUGCUUAUUUAGUUAUUAUAUGAAUUAUUUACAAGCAAGUUAGAAUAAUAAUGAAACUAAUUAUUUUCUGAGUUUGUAUGUAGAAUGUAGUUUUUAAUUUAUUUAAAUAAUGGAAUAGAAAUAUUAUUAAAAUGAAUCUCUCAUAAUAUUCUCAUAAAAACACAUAAAUAUUAGCAAUACCUGAUUAAGCAAAUUCUUCUUUUUUAAAACUAGAAGAAUAGCUAUGAAAAUAUUCUUUGCUUUCAAAAAAAAGGAUAUAGUCUUUUUUUUAAGGCUAAGACCUAUCGAUGAUUUUUUAAUAAAGUUUUGUUGUAAAAACAAACAAACAAAUAAACAAACAAACUUAAUUUAUAUUUGGUUAGAAUUGAUAUAUUUUUUAAUUAUUAUUUUGUACUAAAGUAGAAAUAAAUAUCAAGUAGGUCUCAUUGAAACGUUUUAAGUUUAUUUGAUUAAAAUUAGUUGACAAAUACUUUUUUAUACUUUCAUUCAAUUUUUAUUAAUAAGUUAAUAAAUCUAGUAAAAGAAAGGAGUCUGUCUAAUUGCAUAUAUUUAUUUUGACUGGAUUUUAAAGAAGAUUUUUUUAUAAGUCACAGCCAUCAAAAAGCAAUCAAAAGCAAUAUUAAAGAAAGUUAUUAAUCUAUUAAUUUGUUAUUUAGAUUUUCAAAUUUGUUUUUAAAAAUAAUCUGUCUGAUAAAUAGAAAUAAUAAGUAUUUAAGUUAAACUAGCAUAAUAUAUAUAUGAAACUUCAUUAAAGAAAUUAGCAAAUAAGCAGGGUGUUUCCAAUGAACCCAUCUAUGACGAAUGGGAUAAAAAUUAAUGAAAGAUAAGAAUUAAACUUAUUAGAGAAAAAUAAAAUCAACUUGUUGCCAUAUCAUCUUGUUAAAAAUAGAUGUUAAAAAUAUUAAAUAAAACAACGACUUUCUUGCAUUGGCACCUCUAUAAUUUAAUUUACAGAAUUGUUUGAUUUCUGAAUAUGAAUUCGAUGAUUAUUUCGAAAACAAGUAGAGAAAAUUGAUGCAAAAAAAUUAAUCACAUGAAUAAAAUGAGGAUCCAGACAUUACUCAAUUAGAUUUCUAGAUUAAAAUAAAGAAGCAGAAUUUUUAACAAUAAAACGUGUUCAAAAAAAUAAUCCAAAUUUAGCAAUUACAGAUUUAAUAUAUGCUGUGGAAAGACCAAUAGCAAAAACAUGAGUAAGAGAAACUAAAUCAAAGUUGUGAAAAUGUUGAGUAAGCAAUAAAAAGGUAGGAACAUGACUUGAAAAAAAGCAAGCUGUAACUUAAACAAUUGAAGGAGGAAAUAAAAAUAAAAGAGAAUAUCAUCGAAGAAAUUCAGAAAACCUUAAUGGUUAAAACUUAUUUUAAAUGUAAAAUUUGUCCUAAGAUGUUCGAAAAGGAAGAGAAUCUAAAAAGCCAUCAUAAAAGAAACCAUCCUGGUAUUUUAGAAAUGCAUUAUGGAGAUCUGAAUUACAAGAUGAUAGAAAAUAUUUAAUAAUCUAAGGAGCUUAUCCAAUAGAGAAUGAAUUUUUCAAAAUAAUAUUUUGCAUAAGAGAAAAAAAGAAUAGAAGAGUCUAUCGAAGAUAAUGUUUUAUUUGAAGUUCAAAAAAAAUCAACCGAAUUUAAGCAAGAGCUUUUAGAUUUUCAUUAAAGAUUAAUAAAUAACCAUAAACACCAAAAAGAAGUUGUUGAUUAAUUUCAAUAAUAAAAUAAUAUUUUAUAACAAUAAGUCGAGUUGCUUUAUUCGGAAUUCGGUAAAAUCUAAAAUGAAAUUUAACAAGCAGAAAUAUAGUGCAUAAAUGCCUAUAUUGAAAAAGAGAAGGAGAGAAUUAGAAGAGAAUAAGAAGAGAAAGAAAGAAUUGAAAAAGAGAGAAAAGAAGAAGAAGAAAGAUAAAGGAAGAUUGAGGAAGAGCAGAAUAAAAGGAUACAUGAGUUAGAAGCUUUGAAAAAGCAAAGAGAGGCAGAUAAAAAGAAGAAAGAUAGGCAAAGAGGCUCCAUUCUUAGUGCUUAAGAUAAAACAGAAAUUAGUGAAGAGGAACAAUUAAGACUAAGAAUUUUAAAAGAAAAGUAAGAGGAAGAGGAAGAAAGGUUAAGGAUUUUAUAAGAACAAGAAUAAUAAAGAAUUGAAGAAAUUUAAAACACCAUAAAAAAAUUAAAAAAUAGCUCAAAGUCAUACUUCAAUAACUUUAAUAGAUUAGUUAAUAUCAGGAGAUAAAAUAGAUAAAACUAUACUGAGAAGGACUUCAAUGAAAUGCUUUCUACAAAGCUCUUUGAACCCUACGAUAAGAUUUUAGAAAGAUAUAAAAUACCCCUUAAAAUGUCUGAAAUCACAGUUAGAUCAACUCAAAUAACAUAGCUUGAAGAAAUAUACUUAAAAAUAACUGGAGGUGAAUCUAUAUCUAAGAGUUAACUUUCUUCUUAAACUUAAAUUGGUGAAGAUAAGCUAGUUUAGAGAAGAAUAUAGAAAAAUAUGGAUUUUAAGAGAUAUAAGUAAGAGCAAGAAGAGGUUAUAGAAGAAGAGCAAGAAGCUCAAGAAAAAGAAUAUGAAGAUAAUGGCAAGAGAUCUGCUUUCUCUAAAAGCAAAAUGAAUCCUUUGUUUAAGCCAUAGAAAUAAUUUUACCCAUAUUUUAAGCAACCCAUAAUAAAUCCUAAGCUUAAUGCUCUCGAAUUUAGAAAAGAAAAGGAUGUUUAACACGCAUUAAGUAAUGUAGAUACAUCAGAUUUAUUUUUCGCUAUUGGUAUCACUCCUAUUUAAAAACCUCGUAUUAUAGGAGAAAAAAUAGAUCCUAAAAAAAACCUAAACCAAAAUAUUCAGCUACAAGAUUAGAAUCCACUAAAAAUAGACAGUCUUAAUUGAAAGCCUUCAAUCUUACCUACCUAAUUCGAAAUUAAAAAUAUUAUUAACAAAUUACUUAUAAAAUAGAUAAAUUAAAUGUUUUUAUUUAUUUGUUCUUCAUUUUUUUUAUUUAUUUAGUCUUAUCCCAAUUUAAUAGAAAAGAUACAUUAACAA